AUGGCUGCUCAUGCCGCUGAAAGGAUCGCUGUGCUCAUUGGCAAAUUCGUUUGCGAGGACGUGGGGCUUUAUGAGUUCGUGAGACAGAACCCGAGUUUCCUUGAGAAGAAAGUUGUGGACGGGAAGAAUUUGCUGCAUCUCGCUGUGCAAUCGGAUGACGUUGAGCUCGUUGAGAAAAUUCUUGACGCGGGGUUUAAUAAGGUUUUACAUACUAUGGUGGUGAACGAGCCUGACGACAACAAGUAUUGGACGCCGUUGAGUUAUGCGGCUUUCCAGCGGAAUGUCGACCUCGUCAAUUUGUUGCUCGCAGCUGGCGCGAACCCGAGCAACGGCGCCCCGCUCUUAUUCGCGUGCCAAUACGACGAGGCGUGCGCGGCGCGGCUCAUGGAGGCCGGGGCGGACGUGAACGACAUGUACGCCGAAACGGGGGAAACUUGUUUGCACGCCGCCGUGCGCGGCGGCCGACUCUGGGUCAUACACCAGUUGCUGCAUCAGGGCGCGGAUCCGACGCGAACGGACGCCAACGGCGUCACACCGUCUGCACUGGCGGCCGAGUUUGACAAUCCCGACUUGGCGGCCUUGCUGCGGAAGGCGGAGCAGACUUGGCCGCAAAUGCGCGAAAAGUUGCGGAUGCAGAGGGCCAAGUUGCAGGAUGAACGCGUCAAGAGUCUGUUGCCGGCGAAGCAGUCCGUUUACCCGUUUGGUAGAACUCUUUUUGUCGUCAACAAGAGGCGUCCGAACGACCAGCUCUUGCCAAAAGUUCACCGGUGGUCUGUCGUGGAAAGUUCACAUCAUCCAAAUAUCCUCAAGGUCAAGAAUGCUCUUGAUGAAAAGUGGCACUAUCUAUGCAUAAUGUGCAAUAAUUACACUACUCCAAGAAAAAGCAACAUGGAUCGUCACGUGCGGAUUCAUUUCCGGGAUUAUCCGCUCGAUCGUCGAUUUCGUCACGUCCGCGUUCCUCAAGAAGAGCCCCUUCAGAGCGAUUUCAUCUGGAAACAUUGACGACGUUUGGCGACUUUUCCCAGAAAAUUUCGGCUCUAUGUUCCUGUCAUAAUUUUAAAUAAACACGUGCGUCGCGCAAGUUGUUGACAAAAAUUGUUCGGUGAACAGAGUAUUCUAGUUGGUUUUUUUUCCACUUUGUGUUCAUGCGGACGAAGCGUGGUCUGCGUUAUCUCAGUUGUUUUUGUUUCUUUUCAGCGGGAUUCGUGGCUUGUGUUCAGCCGGUCGUUGUAUUUCUUGUCAAAGGUUCAUUCAGCGGCAUCCAGUCCGUUUGCUCUUGAUCUUAAGAAAAGGAUAUAAUACUUAUAAUCGAAUCUUCACGUGUGCCACAUAAGUACUGAAUGGGCAGUGAGUGAAUAUGGGUUGAGAAUAUGAAUUUUGGCACUUGAUCACUUUUCAAGAGUUCACGAGGGUUAUUUGUGAUGCAUUCCGAUGUUCAAUGCUGUACCUAUAUUAUGGUCACCGUGACCAACGGGACGAACAGGGCACGAAGAGUGUUGAAGAUAUAGUUUUUCUAUUGGUUAACUUAAAAUCAUUUGAAAUAAAUCAGGAUCGUGAUCAGACUAGUCGAUCGAACCUGAUUCAUAUUUCAAUUCAUGAUAUUUUAGCGCAUGAAGCAUAGUUUUGUGGAUUCGAAUUUUGCUUCAUGUUGCCUGAGAUGAUACUAAAAACGACCGUUGGGUUUCGCGCGCAAUUAUUUACGGUAUUUCGAAAUUCCAUUGGAGUUUACUUGUACUGUAUAUGUGAAUUUGAAUUCUAAAACUAAUUUACCAAUUUUUCAGAAAUCCGUCGUUGUUUCUUUAUUAUUAACAGAAAUCAAUCGCAUUUGAAAUUAAUUCCGUUGCGAAGUUCAGGUUGUGAGUGUUGAGAAUUUUGCCGGAAAUGAAUAAAGCUUCGUGGAUUGCGGCGCAGAGCUUUUCAUGAAUUAUUCGACCCUCCGCGGUGUGCACCUGUCGGGGAAUUUUAUUCGUUUCCAGGUGUAUUGUGCUAAUACUGUACAUCGCCUAUCGCGAAUAUACUAACAAUUGGGGAUACUUUUCGAAUGAUUCGGAUUCAAUGGGCGAGCUGUUGAAAAAAAAAUUGCGUGGUUCUACACUGAAUGAUGAGAAAUUGGUUGACAAGAGCAUCCGAAUUCAACGGACGUGACUUUCUACUGAUGGAGCUAAAAUUGCUUAAAAAUGAAACGUGG
Messenger RNA from Notodromas monacha, 2188 nucleotides. Lineage: Eukaryota; Metazoa; Arthropoda; Ostracoda; Podocopida; Cyprididae. The record is from the annotation of a GenBank genome assembly.